Cavia porcellus (domestic guinea pig) is the source of this 4686-nucleotide messenger RNA. It is a transcript of the gene Sp8, whose product is annotated as Sp8 transcription factor. Gene Ontology annotation, biological process: regulation of transcription by RNA polymerase II. Gene Ontology annotation, molecular function: RNA polymerase II cis-regulatory region sequence-specific DNA binding; DNA-binding transcription factor activity, RNA polymerase II-specific. NCBI's taxonomy places the organism in Eukaryota, Metazoa, Chordata, Mammalia, Rodentia, Caviidae. The transcript has 2 exons. The coding region runs from base 422 to 1891 and encodes 489 amino acids. The record is from RefSeq and is a predicted model, not a curated record.
GAUUUUCUCUUGCUGGUUUAAUUAGUUUCCUUUUAUUGCCGAUCGGAGGGGGUUAAAGUCGCCCCGGCCAGGCCACGGGCUAUCAGUCUCUCUAUUGAAAGCUUUUUUUUUUUUUUCUUCUUUAAAUACAAGUGAGUUUGGAGAAAAGAAAGGAGGAGAGGGGGGCCGAGCCACUUUUUUCAGCACAGGAAAAGGUUGGAGGGGCAUUUAGCCGAGCCACCUCGCCGCGCCUGGCUGCUCCCAGCCCGGGAGACCUGCGCCCAGCCCACUUUUCAGGCGACGAUCUCGGGGGUAAAGAGAGCAAGGUUUUCCUCCUGGCCAAAUUGCAGAUUCACCUCUUUCCCCUUAAAAAAAAAAAAAAAAAAUCGCAGCCCGUCUUGUCUUGCAGGAAGAACCGAGGUUGGGAUCCACUCCUCUGGCCAUGCUGGCCGCUACCUGCAAUAAGAUCGGCAGUCCCAGCCCGUCUCCCUCCUCCCUCUCAGACAGCUCUUCCUCCUUCGGGAAAGGAUUCCACCCUUGGAAACGCUCGUCGUCCUCCUCCUCCGGCAGCUGCAACGUCGUGGGCUCCAGCCUCUCCGGCUUUGGCGUGUCCGGGGCCUCCCGGAACGGCGGCUCCUCUUCGGCGGCGGCGGCGGCCGCUGCUGCUGCUGCGGCGGCGGCGGCCCUGGUGUCCGACUCGUUCAGCUGCGGCGGCUCCCCCGGCUCCAGCGCCUUCUCGCUCACUUCCAGCAGCGCCGCCGCCGCCGCCGCCGCCGCCGCGGCCGCCGCCUCCAGCGCGCCCUUCGCCAACGACUACUCGGUGUUCCCGGCCCCUGGCGUGUCGGGGGGCAGUGGCGGCGGCGGGGGCGGCGGCGGCGGCGGGUCCUCGGCGCACUCGCAGGACGGCUCGCACCAGCCAGUGUUCAUCUCCAAGGUGCACACCUCGGUGGACGGGCUGCAGGGCAUUUACCCGCGCGUGGGCAUGGCGCAUCCCUACGAGUCGUGGUUCAAGCCCUCGCACCCGGGCCUGGGGGCCGCAGGCGACGUGGGCUCCGCCGGCGCCUCCAGCUGGUGGGACGUGGGCGCGGGCUGGAUCGACGUGCAGAACCCAAACGGCGCGGCGGCGCUGCCCGGCUCGCUGCACCCGGCCGCCGGGGGGCUACAGAGCUCGCUACACUCUCCGCUCGGAGGCUACAACUCGGAUUACUCGAGCCUCGGCCACUCGGCUUUCAGCAGCGGCGCCUCCUCACACCUGCUCAGCCCCGCGGGGCAGCACCUCAUGGACGGCUUCAAGCCGGUGCUGCCCGGCUCCUACCCGGACUCGGCACCAUCGCCGCUGGCCGGCGCGGGUGGCGCCAUGCUGAGCGCGGGGCCGUCGGCGCCGCUGGGGGGCUCCCCGCGCUCUUCCGCCCGCCGCUACUCUGGCCGGGCCACCUGCGACUGCCCCAACUGCCAGGAGGCGGAGCGGCUGGGCCCGGCAGGAGCGAGCUUGCGACGCAAGGGCCUGCACAGCUGCCACAUCCCGGGCUGCGGCAAGGUGUACGGCAAGACGUCGCACCUGAAGGCGCACCUGCGCUGGCACACGGGCGAACGGCCCUUCGUGUGCAACUGGCUCUUCUGCGGCAAGCGCUUCACGCGCUCCGACGAGCUGCAGCGGCACCUGCGGACCCACACCGGCGAGAAGCGCUUCGCCUGCCCGGUCUGCAACAAGCGCUUCAUGCGCAGCGACCACCUCAGCAAGCACGUGAAGACACACAGCGGCGGCGGAGGUGGCGGCUCGGCGGGCUCGGGCAGCGGCGGCAAGAAGGGCAGUGACACCGACAGCGAGCACAGCGCUGCGGGCAGCCCCGCCUGCCACUCCCCGGAGCUGCUGCAGCCCCCCGAGCCAGGCCACCGCAACGGCCUGGAGUGACGCGCGCAGGCGCUCGCCUCUCUCCCCAGCUGUCUCCCACCUGGGUGCGCCCUGGCCUCGUCUGUCCUGGCCUCGACUGCAGCCUUUCUCCAUGCACCCUGCUCGCCCUCUCGAUCAUUCUUGUCUCUUUCUCCCUCCCUUGACUUAACUCUGUAAAGGGGUUAUGGACAUGUAAGUAACAAGUCUGGGAGUCCCAGGCCCUGGUUUUCCUUCCCCACGGCAACCCCGCCCGAAUGCAGGGCAGCGCUUUCCCUCAUCCAAUCCCAGGUUAGCAUAACGUUUAGAGGUCAGCGGCCUUUGGAGUUAGAUCUGGACGAAUCCAGUGCCUGGGAGACCAGGGACCACCGAGUUGGCAGGAACCACCCGGCUACAUCAGCCUCAGCCUGAGCAGUGAGGAGGGUUGGGGAGAGACAACCCCGACUGUGCAGGCGCCCGGCCGCCUGGGUCCUAUAACCACAAUCCUGGGCAACCUGGGCCGGCCCGGGAGCGCCCUGCUGAGCAGCUGAGCUCCCCCACACCUGCGCCGGCAGUCCAAGCUCCGUGGGGUGCCGGUCUGGCAGCACCUAGACGCGGGAGAGUUUGCAGAGUUUAGCCUUCCCAACAUCAGCUCUGCUUGCUUUUCCUUUGUUCCCUGAGGUGGAACCGAUGCAAAUUUCAGCAGAGGGCGGUCUUAGAGAGUAGCUGCAGCAGCCUUUCAUCUUUAUAACGUUUUUUAAAACUAAAAUACGAAGGGGGAAAAAAGAAGCAACUUUCCACUUAUUUUCCCUUCUAGAUAAGUUUUCCCCCCUUUAUCAGUAAGCACAUCUUUCAAAACUGUGCUGAUAUUAAUCCCAAAGUUAUUUUGAUCGCAGUAAUUUAACUUAUGGGGUGGGGGCGGGGGUGAGAGUAGGUGUCUUUUUCUUAUGCAAAAAUACCCCCUUUCCGGUGAAACCAGAUUGUCUUCUUGUUUGUCCUUUCUACCUCGGUUUUCACCAUUCCCUAGCAUAAUCUCCCAAUCUUUUUUUUUUUUUUUUUUGCCUAGUUCAGUGGUCAAUUUUUAUAGUACCUCUUCCUGUAAAUUCUCACAUUUCACGAAGAUUUUAUGGUUAAACCUUUUCUUGUGAUCAAAACUUAAAAACAUGUGAAGAAGCUAUCAUUUAUAUCAAAUGAGGCAGUAGUUUAAAUGCCAAAAGAGGGAAAUUGGAAAAAAAAUGAAAACUUUGUUAAACUACAUCUGACCCUAAUGGUUUGUGACACUGGAGAAUAAUUCUAGUUUAGCUUCCAAUUAAAUACAACCAUCAGUGUGACAGUGUGAGGUGCAGUUGUCCAGGAGACGAUUUUGUAUAGUAUUUUUCUUGUACAUUACUUCCAGUAAAUAUUUGAAAAUAUAUUGAAGUAAACUUGAUUUUUUUUUUUUGUCACAGAAAUUAUUAAGAGUUAUUGUUGCGGUUCUGAUGAGCUGCAGUUUUUUUGAACUCAUUUCUGGAGGUGCAGAGCCAGAAACGCACUUUCGGGGCCUAGUUUUGCUCGAAUAUGAAUUUAGAUAGGUAUCAAACUGUAACUAAGACAAUAUUUGAUAAAUGUUGGAUGACAUUUAAUUUAAUGGAGCAUGUACUUAUUUGCAUUUGCUGGCAGUUCAGGCAUAGUUAAAGUGAAGAGUUCUCCUAUAUUUCACAAUAACUGGGUCUGCCAAAACCCAUGUAUUAAAUAAAUUGUCCAAGUGAAACUCGACUAACUUUGGCCUUUGUGUAUUUCCUGAAGGUAAUAUUGUUAACUGUUAAUAAACACUCCUGACACCACAUUGAAAUGUUUGCAGAUUCUGCAAACUAAUUGCUCAUUGUAAUGUUGAAAUAAUUUGGAUAUUUCACAUUGAAAUGAAAAGCCUUUCUCUGGAACAUUUUAGACUUGCAUUUUAAAUGCAUGAAGUGUAAUUGAUUUAUUUGUAAUAUUUUAAAUGGUAUUAAUAAACUCAGAUAAAAGACUAGGCCAGUUAAUUUGUAUUUUUUUCCCCUUUUAAAACUAUGGAUAUUUGCAUUUUUAUCUUCAGUUUAAAUAUCUAAUUUAAAGAAAAUACGAUCCUGUUUUGUGAUAAUAUUUAAAUAAUUGCCUUUUAAGAUAUUACUUAGAUGGAAAGAUCCUUUUGGAAAAGCUGUGUUUUCUCUGUUUACCAAGAUAAAGAAUAUAGUGUCUAAGAAAUGUAAUUAUUUACCAGUAGAUUUAGCUCAUGGCAUCAGGAUUUACUGACCUCUUAAAAUUUGUAUUGUCACCAAACAAUUCAAAGAAGUUUCCCCAUUCUGCUUCCUUGGCAGUGUUGCUAGAGUCAGGUUGUUGGCUGUUGACUGCAUUUAGUAUUUAAAAGGCCAAGCCUUACAUUGGAAGAUCAAUACAUCUAAAAUCAAAACAUGGGUUUGGGGAUAACUUCUAUUGUUAGGAGGUGGAGGAGGUCAAGCUAACAAAAGCUUGUUUUUGGCAUUCCAUGGCUGAGCUAAAGAUUAUGAAGAGGUAAAUAUCAGUAGUAGAUUCCUGUUGAAAUGAGUUAUCUGUUCUUUUAAAGUCUCUAAACAGCCACCAAAGAAAAGCAAGGUUAAACCUUAAUCUAUUUACUAGGCUAUUGUUCAAAGGUGUCAAUGAUGCCAAUAAAAAAUAUUGUCUUGUUACGUCUAAGUGCAUUUAAGCAAUGGGUGUUCCUUGAGCCAUACUUUGAAACAUGAAAUACUUCAAAUGUUGAUUGAUGUUAUUUCAAACUAUUUCACUAUUAGAUCAAUAUUAUUUUGAAUCAAACUGAAUAAAAAGUUAGUGUGUUGAGAUUCUAACAA